GUUCACGGCAGAGCUGCACCAGCCAGCUGGAGGUUUUUUUUUUGGCAGGUCUGCUCUUUUUCCAUAGUCUUCUGAACGCGGGAUUCUUCUAGGAUCCUCUGCACCCGGGCAGCAGACGAGUUCUUAAGCGUCUGAACUGGACUUCAGCCUCAUUGCUGCGGGACAUCGCCUUCUUAUCAGCAAGAUUACCAGCCCUUUGCUGCCUCUUUUUUCCAUCACCAACGCCAGCUGACUGCAACCGUCAGCCGAUCUGAUUCUGCCGUUUUCUACCCAGACCUCUCCGCAAACUGUACCAGCUGUUAAGUAGAGCGGUCCGGCUGUGGACAUGGGCCCAGAAGUGACGGCAGCGGCAGCUUUUAUUUCCAGGCUGCUGGCGACGACCGGAUCCCUCAGCGAGCAGCAGCUUCGGGUCUUUAACGACUGCCUGCGACAAUCACUGACAGAGCACUAUGAGCACCACUGGUUCCCAGACAGACCCCAGAAGGGCUCGGGGUAUCGCUGCAUUCGGAUAAACCACGAGAUGGACCCCCUGGUGGGCCGGGCGGCUGGCAGGGUGGGCCUGAGUGGCCCUCAGCUGUUCCGGCUCCUGCCCCGCGAGCUGACCCUCUGGGUGGACCCGUUCGACGUUUCCUACCGUAUCGGUGAAGAUGGCUCCAUCUGUGUCCUCUAUGAAGCGGGACCCACCCAGGCCCUCGGGCCCAACAGUUCUGCCCACGGGCCCCGGUUCUGCCAGAACAGCUUCCUCAUGGGCCGUACCAGCCCGCCAAAAAAUUACCUGAUGACAGUCUCCAGUUAGGGAGGGAGGAAGGGUGGUAUCCCACUGUCCCAGCAAGGCUUUGCAGGUCACUAGACGGCAUUCUACCUUCCUCCUCCUCGUCCUCCAUUAGGCACAACUCGGCGCAUUUAUUGCGUACUUUUUAAACUUUUUAAGCUCUUGUCCAUCCUGCCCCACUGAUGUUUGCGAAGAGCAGGGCAAUAAUAAUGCACUAAGUCCAGCGUUUUUAGCUGUAAGUAACUGGGACCUGAUGGAGAGGCUGACUUGCCUGUAGUCUCCACCUUGGCUGUUUUUUUCGCACUGCUUGAAGCUUUAGUUUUGGGCCUGGGUGCUGUUUUUUUCCGAAAACUCCCCAGUGCUUCUGUCAGGUGUUGGGGGGGGGGGGGUGAUACUGCAGUGCAAUAAUGUGACUCCAGCUACUGAGGAGUGUAACAUAAGAUGACUGACUGGCAUUGUUGGCCUUAAACCUCCCACCACCCCUUACCCUGACACCAGACCCCUGAUGAUGGAGAACGAGCCGUAAAGGUUCUCCACUCCACCCCUUCUCACCAGGUUUAACCAAAGAGGAUCCCCGUCCGAGUGACGUGGUACAGUCCAAAAUGGCUACUGCCAGUAAUCUGUGUUUUGGAUGAAAUCGCCAACGUUUACAUAUUUUAAUGUCGCCUUCCUCAGAGAAGAUCUCCUGCAUUGUAAGCCUUUGAAUGGUAGAAAUCCCCAGUUAGAAAGUGUUGCCUGUGGGGAGUGGGCUAUGGCGGGGGCUGGAUUGUGGAAUACCAUGCUGCCGAAACUCGUGAAACCCGUGCUGAGAUGGUGACAUCCUGCCUAUCUAAUCUCUCUUUGACUGAGCUGUUGAGCAGCUGAUUUUAUGUACUGUUUUAUUGUUUUGUUUUCUUUAUAAAAUGUAGAAUUUCUACACAAUGAGUUGCGAGUGAUGCAUUAUAUGUACAUUUGUUUUGUGGGUGCGUACAUGUACAGAGUGUACAGUUUUGUACUUGACAAAUUUAAUUUUAAGACAAUAAAACUUUAUGAUCAAAAUCA
Brienomyrus brachyistius is the source of this 1813-nucleotide messenger RNA. RefSeq names its product protein BTG2-like. Gene Ontology annotation, cellular component: cytoplasm; nucleus. The coding region runs from base 326 to 796 and encodes 156 amino acids. NCBI's taxonomy places the organism in Eukaryota, Metazoa, Chordata, Actinopteri, Osteoglossiformes, Mormyridae. The record is from RefSeq and is a predicted model, not a curated record. Gene Ontology annotation, biological process: negative regulation of cell population proliferation; negative regulation of mitotic cell cycle. The transcript has 2 exons.